Messenger RNA from Scophthalmus maximus (turbot), 3102 nucleotides. RefSeq names its product DEAD (Asp-Glu-Ala-Asp) box helicase 56 (gene ddx56). The record is from RefSeq and is a predicted model, not a curated record. Gene Ontology annotation, molecular function: RNA helicase activity; nucleic acid binding; ATP binding. The transcript has 14 exons. Gene Ontology annotation, cellular component: nucleolus. Bases 64 to 1755 code for a protein of 563 amino acids. NCBI's taxonomy places the organism in Eukaryota, Metazoa, Chordata, Actinopteri, Pleuronectiformes, Scophthalmidae.
CGUGAAGGGGACAUGACGUAGAAUCCCCGCGACGCACAUGUGAGCGUGUAGAGCGGAGGAGCCAUGGCUGACGAGAGGUUGCAGUUUCACGAAAUGGGCAUAGACGACCGUCUUCUCAAGGCAGUUGCAGAUCUGGGUUGGUCCCAGCCUACCCUGAUCCAAGAGAAGGCCAUCCCUUUGGCUCUGGAGGGGAAAGACCUUCUGGCUCGAGCCCGGACGGGAUCUGGGAAGACGGCUGCUUAUGCUGUACCUGUCGCACAGCGCAUCCUCACCUCCAAACAGAGCGUUCGUGAGCAGGACGUGAGGGCUCUGAUCCUCGUUCCAACCAAAGAGCUGGGUCGGCAGGUGCAGGCCAUGAUGAAACAGUUGACGGCGUACUGCUCGAGGGACGUGCGAGUGGCUGACAUCUCUGGCAAGGCUGACCUGUCAGCGCAGAGACCCAUCUUAAUGGAGAAGCCUGACGUGGUCGUGGGGACGCCAUCCCGCGUGCUGGCCCACCUCAACGCACAAAACUUGGUCCUGCAUUCGUCACUUGAGAUGCUGGUGGUGGACGAGGCCGACUUGCUCUUCUCUUUCGGAUUCGAGGCUGACCUGAAGAACCUGUUGUGUCAUUUGCCGAAGAUCUACCAGUCGUUCCUGAUGUCUGCUACUCUCAGCGAGGACGUUCAGGCCUUGAAGGAGCUGCUGCUACACAAUCCUGUCAUCCUGAAGCUGCAGGGCUCUCAGCUCCCAGACAGCAGCCAGCUGCAGCAGUACAGCAUCAACUGUGAGGAGGAGGACAAGUUCCUGCUCAUCUACACGCUGCUGAAGCUGCGACUGGUUCAGGGAAAAACGCUGGUGUUUGUGGGAGCAGUGGAAAGAUGUUACAGACUCAAGCUGUUCCUGGAACAGUUUGGUAUUCCCGCCUGCGUGCUCAACUCUGAGCUGCCUGUUCAGUCCAGGUGCCACAUCAUCACCCAGUUCAACCAGGGAUUUUAUGACUACAUCAUUGCUGCAGAUGAACAGAGUUUGGCUGAUCCCUCUGCGGCUCCACAGAUGAGUGCAGUUAAAGGGAAGAAGAAAAAGACCACAGAGGGCGGAGGAAAGGCGAAGGACAAGGAGUAUGGUGUCUCCAGAGGUGUGGACUUCCAAAACGUCGCCAAUGUCAUAAACUUCGAUUUUCCCACGACGGUAGAGUCCUACAUUCAUCGAGUUGGACGAACGGCGAGAGCAGACAACCCAGGCACAGCUCUGUCGUUCAUCUCUCACACUGAGCUGGGUUUGUUGUCGGAAGUGGAGGAGGCUCUUAUAGGAGAUAAAGCUGAUUCUGUUCUGAAACCUUACAAGUUUAAGAUGGAAGAGAUUGAAGGCUUCAGGUACAGGUGCAGGGACGCCAUGCGUUCAGUGACAAAGCAGGCAGUGAAGGAGGCCAGGCUGAAGGAGAUCAAACAGGAGCUGCUUAAUUCAGAAAAACUCAAAACAUAUUUUGAGGAUAACCCCAGAGAUCUGCAGCUGCUCAGACAUGACAAAGACCUCCAUCCUGCUGUCGUCAAACCCCACCUGAAGAACAUACCCGAGUACCUCGUUCCUGAGACACUGAGGGAUGUGGUGAACCCCCUGGUCAGUAGGAAGAGGAGGAGGAUGAAGAAGGAAAAAUCUAAACCUGAAGGAGUUGUCAAGACCAGUUUCAAGAGGAACAUGAAGGGGACGAACCCACUGAAGAGUUUCAAAUACAGCGGCGGGAGAGGCAAGAAGGGCAAAACAGUCCAAUCAUAGCUGCGACUGUAGAACACAUGAACAUGUAUCAGUCCUGGAUGGUGGAACUUUGCAGAGACAUUGAACAGAAGGACGGUUUGGUCUCCACGUUUGCCCAGGUGAGACAGACCUUUUGGACUUGCAUUAGAAGCUCCGCGAGUCACAGACAAAAUGGAUUUAUGCCUACUCAUGUGGACAGAAGAAAAUAUACAAAAUAUCAGUUUGAAUCUGGAUUUUGUUAAAUUCACUCAUGACUGAGGGCAAAAUGAGACAGUUAGAGGAAUAAAGUAUCCAUCUCAUCUUUGUAAUAUGUUAAUUAAAAUAAAGUGAAUUCCCCCCAAAAAACUGUGUAUUUGUAUCAUAGUUCUACUGGAUCACAGAGCUGUCAAUCAAACUUUAUUUGUUCAAAUGGAUUUACAGAUGACUGAUUUAAGACUGAUAAUAAGACAGAAUUGUAUAAAAAAACUUAGUGAUGUGAAGUGAAAACUGUAUAAAAUGGAUAAAAAAGACAGAUCAAAUAAGAUGAUGGCAAUAAAUUACAAUAAAAUGGAGGUUAAAGCUAUGAUGAUAAUAAUAUUGAUAAUAAUGAUGAUAGACUAAGACUCAGCCUUUUUCAGGAGGAGCUUAAGACCCUCCCUCUGGCUGCCAUUGGCUGAAUUUAACUUAACUGAAGAAGAGCCGCAGGUGUCGAGUCAGUAUUGCGAUCUGGAUCGGGACCUUGUUCUUCACGGUUGAAAGUGAACGCAUCGCCAGCAAAUUGCCGAGAAACACAACACAUUCGGACAAGAUUUUCAAAAUAACCCCAAUCCGGACGGGCUUCAGCACCUUUGAGAGCAAACUUUGCAAAUUAUAAGAAAUGGAAGAGGUUUUAUAGCCUACUGAAGAUGCAGUAAAUAUAUGUUUAUAAUCAGCAAAUGUCUUGUUUAUUGUUCCUAGCUGUAACUUUCUCCAAGCAAAACAUUUCUGUAGUAUAUGUUUUUUUUUCUUGUUAACAUGCUUUUUUCUAUAUGUAUUUUACUUUACAUUGAUAUUGUAUUUACUUUGCAUUUUUUCACUCAGUUUUUGCUGUCUUUUGUCAAAGUGUCAGUAUUUUUUUUCUUUUUGAUUAUUUCUGCUGAGUUUGGAAUACAGUGUUGAGCGUAAAUGAUUAUUUCUUUGAGCAUAUCCAUCCAGAUGUAAAUUUUCCUCCUUAAGAACAGAGCCGUCCUGACAUAAGACACACAGUAACAUCUUGACACAACAGACUUGUAGAUUUGUUUUAGUUUAAUCACUUACUGAAUCACAAAGGCACUACUGUAUUAUCGGAACCUGUUGAUUGUCUAAUGGUUGGAGUCUGCUGUAAUUCUAUUAAAUCUUGUGGGUGUUGAA